GCCGACGAGAAACAGUUAAAACUAAUCUAGAGAGAGAGAGACGAUGACAACGGAGUGAGUAUAUUUUCGUUUCUGGGUAGUGCGAAGAAGAAAGAUUUACAGGCAAAAUCAUCAUCAUCAUCAUCCGAUUAUGCCGAAUCGAGUAUAUUCGAAUCGACUGUAAAGGUGAUAUCUUUACUUGGAUUCUUUCACUGAUCUCUUCCUAAUCUAAUUUGACUUUUUACGUUAUUCCAUUCUUCCCCAUAUUAUCACCAUACAUACAUACAAUCAGAGAGGCCGAUUUCAUCAAAAACAGGGAGAAGAAGAAGAAGAACAAGAAGAAGAAGGUUAUGAUGUCUCCUCCAUCCUCGUCGUCGUCGUCGAUCCAGACUGAAGAAUUACGAGGAGGUGGAUCCUUAUCCCUAAGCUUAACCCUAAUUCCCGGCCUUCCCAACGAUCUCUCCGCUCUGAUUCUCGCCUUCGUCCCUUUCUCCCACCAUAACCGUCUCAAGUCCAUCUCUAAAUCAUGGAAGACUUUCUUCUCCUCCAAGACCCUUUUUUCUUUCCGCAAAAAGCACCUUCCUCCAUCGCACCUUUCCAACCUUCUCUGCAUCUUCCCUCAGGAUCCUUCUAUCACGUCUCCUUAUCUUUUCGAUUCCCAAUCCCUAGCUUGGUGUCCUCUCCCUCCCAUGCCUUGCAAUCCUAAUGUCUACGGUCUCUGCAAUUUCACUGCAAUCUCCGUCGGGACCUCUCUCUACGUUCUCGGCGGUUCUGUCUUCGACACCAGAUCAUUUCCUCUUGAUCGUCCUUGUUCUUCCUCGGCCGCAUUUCGAUUCGAUUUCACUACAUCUUCCUGGAGUCAUCUCUCUCCUAUGAUCACUCCUCGUGGUAGUUUUGCAUGUGCUGCAAUUCCCGAUUCAGAUAAGAUUCUUGUAGCUGGAGGUGGGUCCCGGCAUGCCAUGUUUGGUGCUGCUGGGAGUAGGAUGAGCUCAGUUGAGAUGUAUGAUAUCAAGACGGAUGAGUGGAUUGCUCUAGAUGGACUUCCACGGUUUCGAGCUGGUUGUGUUGGAUUCUUUAUCAGCCAUAAGGACAAUGCAGAAUUUUGGGUUAUGGGUGGUUAUGGAGAAUCCAGGACUGUAUCAGGCAUGUUUCCUGUGGACGAAUAUUACAGGGAUGCUGUUGUUAUGGACCUGAAGACUGGUGGUAGAUGGAUUGAAGUUGGGGAUAUGUGGGAGGAAGGGGAGAGGAGAAGGCUGGGGAAGAUUGUUGUUGUAGAGGAUGAAGAUUGGGAUUUUCCUGGCAUCUUCAUGUUAGAUGGGACUUUCAUCUACAGGUACGACAUGUCUUCCAAUCGAUGGUGGAAGGAAACGACAGUGCCAAAAAAGAUAUUGGAUGACAGGUCAGUCGGUUUUGUUGCGUUAAACGGUGAAUUGCAUGUGAUGAUGUUUAUCAACGGUGGUGAUUCUUCGUCGGAUCCACGAAAGUCAAGGCAACAAAGAAAAGCAGGAUUUGUGUUGAUGCAAGUGUACCAUCCUAGGAAGAAGACAUGGAGGUCGGUAGCUGUAAACCCACCUCUUCCUCACGGUUUUGAUUUCAAAACCGCUGUUGUAUGCACAUUCCAAGUUUAGAUUGUUUGGAAUGUUGAUAUGGUUAUAUACGUUGUUGCUAAUGUAUAGAAUGAUGUGAUUCUUAAUUGGUAUGAAUGUUUGGUUGUGUGUUAUAUGUAUGUGUAGAUAGAUGGUGUCAUUGUAUGUAUAGCUUUGUUGGGCUUGAUUCUUCACACGUUGGUAGAUAGAUAGUGGUUUGCUAUCGAAAAUAUAUAUUACUUCAAACAUUUCAAUGGGUGAGAAUGAUCUUUUUUUCAAUUUUG
This is a messenger RNA of Impatiens glandulifera, 1849 nucleotides long. RefSeq names its product F-box/kelch-repeat protein OR23. NCBI's taxonomy places the organism in Eukaryota, Viridiplantae, Streptophyta, Magnoliopsida, Ericales, Balsaminaceae. Gene Ontology annotation, molecular function: protein binding. The record is from RefSeq and is a predicted model, not a curated record. Bases 330 to 1607 code for a protein of 425 amino acids. The transcript has 2 exons.